AUGGAAGAACCAAAUUCUGAACGCUACAUAUUAUUUGAAGGAGAAAAUGAGGUGAACCAUGACAACUUCUGUUACGAGUAUGCAGAAAGGACAUCCAGAAAAAGUACCUCAAACGUUCAGUCACAUAAAAGCUUAAAAAAUAUUAUAAGCAAACAGAACAAAACGCUAUGGAAAGAUACAACAGAAUAUAUUCCCUACAUUCCAGAAAUAACACCUAAAUGCAGUCAGCGCUACACCGACCUCGAAAAAAAAAAGCUUAGUUUUUUAUGUUCCCUGUGCCUGCUACAAAGCGACUUAAGUAUUAUUGGAAAGCACAAUUUGAAAGAACUCUUAAAUAAUACUGAAAAGGAAAAAUGGAAAAAAAUUCCUUUCUUGUGGAUCCAUGAUUACAAAGCUACUUAUUCUACGUUAAAAAAAAAAAAAAAUAAUGUUAAAACAAUACAAUACAAUACAAUACAAAAUAAAAUAGAAAAAUAA
Molecule: messenger RNA, 477 nt
Organism: Plasmodium malariae
Lineage: Eukaryota; Apicomplexa; Aconoidasida; Haemosporida; Plasmodiidae
Product: conserved Plasmodium protein, unknown function
Exons: 5
Coding region: 1-477 (158 amino acids)
Source: RefSeq, a predicted model, not a curated record